AUGGCCCUUCCCCCUCCCUUGCGAAUAUCUGUCACACCCGCCGAGCUUGAACUCAUUGCAUCUGAACAGCUGGUCGAGAUUGUGCCUCUCGUUGCAAUGGAACGUACCGCAUUCAUCUCUGGCGCGUACGGUCCUCUCCGCCCACCAACAAAAUGCAAAGUGCCGAUCUGGAUGGCCACAAAUCUCAAGCUGAAAAAGAAGUGCCACAUCGUCCCGCCGGAUUGGCUCAACGUAGAAUUUCUACAGGAACGACUGAACAGAGAAACUAGCGUGCCUGAAUUCAGCGAGUUGCCUUUUCGUUUUGCUGAGAUCGCCAAAGUCCUGCUGGAUGUUGCAUCCGACGAUGUAUCUAACCCAGACAAAAUUCGCUCACUGCUGCAGGACAUCCGCGAAGCGCGACAGGCCAAGAGCAGGGAUGGUCUAUCCGUCCUCGACCACAGCGAACUCAGCCUUCCAAAUCUGUCCUCCAUGGAAAUCAACGAGAUCCGACCGUUCUUCAUCCGCUCGAUGGGUAUCUUAACAAAGCUCGUGCGAGAACCGAACCCACAGCAAAUGAAUCAACUCGAGUAA
This is a messenger RNA of Fibroporia radiculosa, 570 nucleotides long. RefSeq lists its product as uncharacterized. NCBI's taxonomy places the organism in Eukaryota, Fungi, Basidiomycota, Agaricomycetes, Polyporales, Fibroporiaceae. Gene Ontology annotation, biological process: double-strand break repair via break-induced replication; DNA replication. Bases 1 to 570 code for a protein of 189 amino acids. Gene Ontology annotation, cellular component: nucleus; GINS complex. The transcript is spliced from 5 exons. The record is from RefSeq and is a predicted model, not a curated record.